Molecule: messenger RNA, 4566 nt
Organism: Amborella trichopoda
Lineage: Eukaryota; Viridiplantae; Streptophyta; Magnoliopsida; Amborellales; Amborellaceae
Product: DHHC-type zinc finger family protein
Molecular function (GO): palmitoyltransferase activity
Source: RefSeq, a predicted model, not a curated record
ACACCAUUUGAAGAUGCGCGAUUUUGCCUGCCCAAAGGCUCCUCUACUCGACAGAAGUCCAUCUUGUCCUACUUUCCCUGCCUCCCAACCCUGAACGACUUAACAGAACGGGGAAGACGAGAGAGCGAGAGUCUUAAGCGGAGGUAUUUACUCUCAUCUCUCCUUUUUACUAACAGGGUAGGGCUCCCCUCUCUUUCGCUGAGGUUGUAUCUGAGGGAACGAGAGAUGUCUCCAAUAUUUAUUCUUGUUCACGCAGUACCAUUCCAGAGAGUCAAUAUGUGCACAUUCAAAGAGCCAUAAAGCCAACAUAAUUUCCUUUUUAUCGAGAUGAAGGCAAGAGCUACAUUUGACGAUUAGGUGGUAGAAUGAAAUCCAACCACUUCCUAUAUUUCGAUUAUGUCUACUUCUCCAUCUAAAGCAACACAGCCACUAUGCACCUAAACUCUAUUUGUCCAAAAUCCAAAUUGUACCAAUUGUUCCAUAAAAGCAACUACUCGCUGCUCUGAUAGUUUUACGUCUCUUCCGGCUUAUGCAAGAAUUAGCAACUGAGUUUGAUUUCUGGGUCUGAAUCGACUCUGAACUAUAUAUGAAAUCCAACCGCACCCUUCUCAGUAUACAUCUUUAUUUCACAUCUAUCACAUGUGCCCAUAUCUAGCUUUUUACAUAAAAUCCAGAGAUGUUAAAAAUGUUUAAUUAUCUGUGGGGAUUACUUUUUUUUUUUUUUUUUACGAUCAUUACGUUCUUCUACUGUGCAUCCAACCUUGUCUCCCUAGCUUUACAUUUUAUCUCCCUAUUGGUUUCACCCCCCCCAUGGAACUUUUGAAACAUGUGCAUGAUCUCUGUACAUUUAAUAACCCUCUCAAUUACCUGCAAUUUAUUUCACUUGCUCUGUGAUAAUUGUUUCAAAUUGUGUCAUGACAUGAGUAGGAUAUAAUGCAAUAUGCCGAAGGAUUUGAGGAAUUCCAAUUUUCAACUCUUCCACUAGCCAUCACUUACAUGUUUUCCUUAUGGCAUGCGUGCUCCAAGCAAAAGUCUCUAUGCCUUGGAAAGACCUCGAUGCCCAAUUUAUCGUAAACAACAUACUGUUAUCCAUCCACCAUGUGUACUUCACAAAGCACUUGAUGAGGCACUAAUAUCUGGAUACAAAGCGCGGUGAGAUGGAUCAUGCUCGCUGCUUGUUCGACAGGAUGUCUCUUAGAAACACCAUCUCUUGGACUGCACUAAUAUCUGGAUACAGGCAGAAGCGGAGCCACUUUCAAGCAUUGCAAGCAUUUCUCAUGCACAAACAACUCGAAGCCCCGCCACACACAUCACAUAUGUGGGCGUCCUCAGCUCAUGCACCAAACUUGGCUUCAUUUGGCUUGGAAUGCAGGUCCAUUACCAGCCCGUCAGAUAGGGCUUUCACUCUUAUAACUCCGUUGAGAAUGGCUUCAUAUCAUUGUACAGGGGUGGGCGAUAGAGUCCCGGAUGCCUGCGGGUGUUUGCAAAGAUUCUUGAACCAAAUGAUGUUUCGUGGACUCUUGUUUUAUCCGGUCUAGUGCAAAAUAACUGAUUAUACAUGGUGUCAGUUCCUUCGAGGAUGAUGUCUCCAAGCAUUUUUCGUGACGUCCUUCAUGCUUUCCAGCUCUCUAAAGGCCUGUUCUGAGGAUGGGCUAGAUAGGGGUGGCAAUUUCAAGACCCUACCUGACUAGGUUUCACUCGGAUCCGUUCAAAACAUGGACCUGGACCUGGAUCCUCAUUAUUCGACCCGACUCGAUUGCCACCGCUAGGGCUAGAUGGGAAAGUAAUUCAGAACAUUGCUGUUAAAACUGGUCUAGACCUUGAUCCUUUCGUGGGAUUUGCACUGAUAAGCAUGUACUCAAGGUGCAAGGAUAUCAAAGAUGCAUCUAAGGCAUUCCAUGUAAUCAUGGACAAAGAUGUUGCGUCAUGGACUGCUUUGAUAGAAGCUUGUGGGGAGAAUGGGAGAGGAGGCCAAGGUUUGGAUGUGUUUGUUCGCAUGAUUGAAUCUGGCAUGAAGGUAGACGAGAUCGCUAUGACAGUGGUUGUGGGCAAAUGCGCCGACCUAGCCAUGCUCAAGCAUGGCAGGCAGAUCCAUGCCCAUGCAACAAAACUCGGUCUAGACGGUAGGGCACACAUGGGAAAUAGUUUGAUGGAUAUGUACACGAAGUGUGGAAACCUUGAUGAGGCGCUCAAGCUUUUUAGCAGGAUGAAGUAGAGGAACAUGGUUUCAUGGACCACCAUGAUUGGGGGACUUGCGCACCACUUUUGACCUAUUCCACGAGAUGCAGAACAGCCGGUUGGAGUCCAACUCCAUCACAUAUCCUUGAAUUCUUACAGCAUGCUGGCCUUCUCAUAGAGGGUUAAUGCAUAUUUGAGUCAAUGGUUGUCAAGCAAUGUAAGAGCACCAUGUUUGCAUGGUGCGCACUUACUUUCAGUGGGAGGGAGUUUCAAGGAAGCAGAGGAGUUUAUUAGGAGAGCUCUUAUUUCACACAGGCCAUUUCUAUGGCCGACCUUUCUCACUGCUUGCAAGAACCAUAGGGAGUUGGAGAGAACAUUACGUAUUGCACAGAUGAUGGUGGAUACAAGGACAGAAGAUCUUUCCACUUUGGUUCUACUGUCAAACAUUUUUGCAGUCGCAGGGAGAUGGGAGGAUGUAAGGAGGGUGACACAAGCAAUGAAAGAGAGGGGAAUGAGGAAGCAACCAGGGUGCAGCUGGAUCAAAGCUGAUAAUCAGGUCUAAGACACUGCCAAUUGGUGGUUAAAAUUGCCAUUGGCUUGAAGUUCAUUCCUAUUGUUCUCAGUUACUCCAGUAUUUGGUCUUCUUGAAAGAAACUAUCUUGGUCCCCUCAUCAAGGUUCCAAUUGAGCUAGUUUUACAUGGCACAAACAAUGAACAAUCAACAGGAAGACCACUAUAUUGCAACAAUAUCUGAGACCAAUGAGAAAAUCUGUUGGGGAUGUGGCAUGCGACUCCUGCUUCCACCUUAUACCCCUAUCUUCAAAUGUGGAUGGUGUGGUGCAAUAACCGAUCAAAACUUACAGGAUCGCUGCUCUUCGUGGUGGAGGAGGCUGCGGGAUCGAUUGCUUGUGACUGGCCUUCUCUUUUUCAUGCUAUUUGUCAUAUGCGGUGGCAUAUGGGCCGUGUACCCGGUGGUUUUCUCUUUCAGUUUUGGAUGGAUAGUUUUUCACUUGUUGACGACAGUUUCCUUUUCUAUUGUCACUAUUGUUAGUUUCAUCUCGGUAGCAUUCCAGUCUGCUGCAUCACCUUUGAAUGUGUUAUGGGGCAGCUUAGAAGUCGUAAGAAAAGGAGCUCUUGAGAACUUCACUUUCUGCCACUAUUGUGGAAAGCCAAAGUCACCCAGGAUGCAUCAUUGCCGCACCUGCGGCACAUGUAUAAUGGACAUGGAUCAUCACUGCCCAUUUAUUGGAAAUUGCAUAGGAGCAGCAAAUCACCAUAACUUCAUUAUAUUCCUGGCACUUGUAGUAAUCAGCAAUCUUUAUGCAUUUAUAAUGUCAAUAAUGGCCAGUGCUUAUAUCUGGCCAUCUCUUGGUCAUGAGGCCUUUGGUUCUGUUGCAAGAUUGAGGAUGCUUGAUGUUGUCGGAAUCUUUAGUGAACUGGCACGUGCUUUAUCAAGCGCUGCACUACUCUUGUCUUUGAGAGGAAUGGUGCUUAUGUAUCUGUGUAUUGCUAGCUUCUCUGUGCAACUGGGAAUAUGCUUAUUGUUGUGGCAGCAACUACAGCUGAUUUAUGAAGGACGGACAUACAUAAAUCACAUGGGUUAUUGGAAUGGUGGGACCAAUGAAAGGGGUUGGCAGAAUAUCCGACGGUUUUUUGAUUCUCAGAAAUCAGUAUUCCUGUUCGUAUGUGGUUCCAUGAGGUCUGCUGAAAAGACUCACAAGAGAUAGGCUGCCGCCCCCUCCUUAAGAUCAUCAUCAUCAAUGGAAUGUUCUUAGUUUUCUUUUGCAUGUGAUUGUUAUGGUGAGGAUGGGACGGGAGGUUGAGAGGGUCCAACUGCUACAAAGACAUGCGUGCCAAGUCUUGGGCACGUUAACGAUAGAAAAUGGAAAAGAGAAAAAAGUAGUAUGUACAAGAAGGGAAAAGGCAAACGACUACAAAUUACGGAGCACUUAAUCGGGCCCCUUUGAGUGGCUCUGCUCACAUGAAAGAAUAAAACCAAACCAGCAAACAGACUGGGAUUUUUACCAAAAAUUAAAAUUAAAAGGGUAUGGUAUUUUUUUCAUUUUGUUUGUAUUGGUGCGACCAGAUUUUACCUUGGCUUGGAGGCCAAUAAAACCAAACCAGCAAACAGACUGGGAUUUUUACCAAAAAUUAAAAUUAAAAGGGUAUGGUAUUUUUUUCAUUUUGUUUGUAUUGGUGCGACCAGAUUUUACCUUGGCUUGGAGGCCAAAAUUCAAACUUCCUGUACCUCCCAUGCUUACAUAUCGAACUUAUUGUGAGAGAAUUGGGUGUUGCCUGAGAACUUCCCACUCUACUCAUACAGUGCACAAGAUUAUUGCCUUUCUCCUCCGAUAAGUACGUAACGAAAUGAAUGUUUUGUUGUCGUGA